Hydra vulgaris (swiftwater hydra) is the source of this 1039-nucleotide messenger RNA. Its product is annotated as cilia- and flagella-associated protein 298. Gene Ontology annotation, biological process: regulation of cilium movement. NCBI's taxonomy places the organism in Eukaryota, Metazoa, Cnidaria, Hydrozoa, Anthoathecata, Hydridae. The record is from RefSeq and is a predicted model, not a curated record.
GAUCUUUGUUUAAUAGUUUAAUUAAUAAUGGUCAAACUUCAUGUCAAAAGAGGUGAUGAAAGUCAAUUUAUUUUUGAAACAACUGUCAAAGAGCAAGUUGAUGUUGUUAUUGAAGAGCUUUUAAAAAUUUACAAUGGUAGACUUAAAAUUGAUCGCUUAUUUCAUGAAAUGGAAUCAUUAGAGUUACAUGGAAUAAUGUUACCAUCUAAUAUGCAAGGUUUAACAGAAGAACAGAUUUCUGAAUUAAAGUUACAAGAUAGCUGGUCAAAAAGCUGUUAUCCCCAAGGAGGAAGUGUGUUUAACAAAGAUCCUAUUGGAAGAAGAAAUGGGGUUUCUCCCAAUGCAAAAAUGGCUGAUGUGAUAAAGCGGACGCGUCAUGAUGCUAAAGCUCAAGUUUCCAAAGAUUUGGUGAAAGCAGACAAAAGUCUAACAUAUGCAGAUGUUAAAAAUGCAUUGGAUAAAAUGCGCGGUGCAAUAAUGAUUGUUUAUCCAAUGGGUCUUCCACCUUAUGAUCCAAUCAAGAUGGAAUUAGAUGGAAAUGAAGAUUUAUCUGGAACACAGGCAUUAAAAGAAGUUCUUGAUUCUGAUUCUACUUUGUGGUGGGCUGGUAAAGAAUUGCAACGUGGUAAGAAACUAGAAGAUUUUAUUGGUAAAAAUGAAAAAACUAAAGUUGUCGUUAAGCUUCAGAAGAAAUCUCAAAAUGCUCCUUCUCGCGAGCCAAUAAUUAGUGAAGAAGAACAAAAGGCAAUGAUGGCUUAUUACUACAGGCGACAAGAAGAAAUAAAGAAAUUAGAACAAGACGAAUUUGAUAGCUACCUAAACUCUCCUUGGUCAGACUCUUCACAUUUAAAAAGACAGUUUCAAGGAUUAAAUAAUAUCUCGUGGAAACCGAAAUAGCUUGAAUAUUUUUAUUUGACUAAAUAAAAUACUAAAUUACAUUGUUGUUAAGUAUUUACAACAUCUAUAAAAGGCUCUCUUCAUAAAAAUUCGUUGUAAUAUAAAUAUGUAUAAAAAAUAUAUUUUUAGUUCAAGUUUUUAA